AUGCUCUUACCUUCGAGCUCAAUUCCACGUCCACCUUUACAUCCUCAUCUAGAAUGGACACCCAAACGAUAUCUUUCUGAUCCUCAGCCACCUCCUAUGGAUGAUGCCAGAGUUCUUGAGCAAGAGAUGGCUGCUGCCAGACAGUUGCAAGACGGGAAAGCCGUAAAGAAGACAAGACCUCGGCGGACUGUUGAUUUUAAUGCGGGUAUGGGCAGGUGGAAUCUUCUACGCAAACACCGGCCUAAUUCGACAUAUGUUCCCUCUAUGCGACCCGCUCCUCCCUUCAUUAUUGACCUACUCCCACCAAUUGCAUAUCCCGGAAAUUCUUCGACAUCCUUGUGCACCAAAUUUAUUCACACCUCAACUAACAAGAUUCGCUGUCCAGUCAAUGUCGUCACAGGCUCAACAAGUGGAGAAUUUACCCUCUGGAACGGUCUCACAUUUAAUUUCGAGACUAUUCUCCAAGCCCACGAUUCCGCCGUCCGCGCCUUUCAGUUCACACACUCUGGCUCAUUCCUAGCUUCUGCAGACCAGAACGGAAUAAUCAAGUAUUUCCAACCGAAUAUGAAUAAUUUAACCGCGUGGGCCGGUCACCGUGAGGCUAUUCGAGGCUUGAGCUUCAGCCCAGAUGAUCGCCGCUUUGCAACGGCAAGCGAUGAUUCAACUAUCCGAAUAUGGUCGUUCGAAGAGAGUCGGGAAGAAAGUGUUCUUACAGGACAUGGGUGGGAUGUCAAGUGCGUUGAGUGGCAUCCUAGCAAAGGUCUUCUAGUAUCUGGAAGCAAGGAUAACCAAAUAAAAUUCUGGGACCCGCGAACUGGAGCAGUUCUUUCAACACUGCAUCAGCACAAAAAUACAAUACAAGGCUUGGCAUGGUCUCCAAACGGCAACCUUGUAGCAAGCGCCUCCCGUGAUCAAACGGUCCGCGUCUUUGACAUCCGCGCCAUGAAGGAAUUCCGCGUCCUCAGAGGCCACAAGAAGGAAGUCUGCUCCGUGACAUGGCACCCCGUGCACCCAAUACUUGUAUCUGGCGGCUCCGAGGGCGCCGUGCUCCACUGGGACCUCGGCGGCCCAGAACCCACGACCUUGCAACCUGUCACACAGCCCCGCGCCACGCUAUCGCAAGCACACGAUUCCAACAUCUGGUCGAUGGCGUUCCACCCCAUGGGACAUCUCUUCGUGACCGCAUCAAACGAUCACACCACGCGUUUCUGGUCGCGCGAGCGCCCUGGAGACGCGACAUCAGUCGGGCAGGACGAUGAGGACGACGCGAUGGUCCCUGGGUUCAGCUAUGGUGGCACGAACAAGUGGUGGGGCAAGGACGAGGACACAGCGGUUGGCUUGGGAGAUAAUGGUUAUACCCAACGCGCGCCGUUUUCGGGCGACGAUCCGACAAGUUCGGAUGACUUUAUUCCUGGGUUUGGUCCUUCGGCCGUCGCUCCGAAACAAAGUGGUCCGCUUCCCGGACAGGAAGAGAUGUGGACGGCCGACUCGAGGGGUGAGGAAUGGGGUAACCGCAGGGGUGGGUGGACAGGUCGCGGUAGGGGGUAUCAUCCCAACGGUCCUCGUAGAGGGCGGUACUGA
Molecule: messenger RNA, 1581 nt
Organism: Suillus subaureus
Lineage: Eukaryota; Fungi; Basidiomycota; Agaricomycetes; Boletales; Suillaceae
Product: WD40-repeat-containing domain protein
Exons: 9
Coding region: 1-1581 (526 amino acids)
Cellular component (GO): mRNA cleavage and polyadenylation specificity factor complex
Molecular function (GO): protein binding
Source: RefSeq, a predicted model, not a curated record